CACAAGCACUAAUCUGUGCUCAUGGGUAGGACUGCCUAUGCUGACAGCACUUCUUUACACUCUCUCCCAGCUUGGACUAUCUGUGUUGUGUUUUGGGGGUUUUUGGAUGGCACUUUUUAAGGUGAAAGGGAUUCCCACCAUUGGGAAAAGUCAAGAAGUGCGCCCUGGAACAGAGUGAGGAGAAGAGGAGGAGGGAAGAUAGCACCAACUUUUCCUCUCAUCUUUGCCUCGGCAGGCGUUUCUUCUGUGCAAGAAUGGGGGCAGGAGCUCUGACCAUCUGUCACAACAAGACAGCGGUGCAGGUUAAAGAAGACAUGAAGAAGAUGGUCCAGAUACCCAUGCUGAGACCCAGAACAGUGGCAGCCAAGCACACAAAGCUGUUUGGAGCGCCCCUGUUUGAGCUGUGUGAGAAGGGCCUCGUGGAGGAUGGUGUGCCUCUGGUGGUGCGGAAGAUGGUGGAGUAUCUCGGCAAGCAUGCCCUACAUCAGGAGGGUUUGUUCAGAGUGAAUGGGAAUGUCCGUGCUGUGGAGACCCUGAAACACCGUCUAGAGAGUGGCGAGGAUGUGGACUUGUUGUCUGAAUCUGAUACAUGUACGGUGGCCAGCUUGCUCAAACAGUACCUCAGGGACCUGCCUCAGGGCCUGGUAGACUCAACAGUCCAACAGGCGCUGAUACAGCACCACCAAGAGUGCGAUGAUGAUGGCUCCUGGUCAGAUAUGAGAGACCUGAUUCAGCAGCUUCCAGACGUCCACCACAGCCUCCUCCGCUACCUUUGUCACUUCCUCACCCUUGUGGAGUGCAACCACAAGGACAACCGCAUGACUGCCCUCAAUCUUGCUACUGUGUUUGGACCCAGUGUCUUCCAUGUGGCUCCCGGUUUUGAAGCGCUGAAGGACCAAAAUAUCUGUAACAAGAUCAUGGUCAAGCUCAUCCAGAACUACAGCAACAUCUUCGAGACCAACACAAACAAAGAGGGUGGCACAAAAGAACCAUCAACCCUUAUCAUUUUCAAGGAGGUGCACGUGACAGAUGCAGACACAAAGGAGUCACCCAGCCACCUCAACGCAAAGACACCGACACCAGUUCCCAGAACAAAGGCUGAACAUAAAAACCCACCAGAAAAUGCAGAAGGUCUGACAAAAUCCUCCACUAACACUCCAAAGGCAAGGCCAAGGAAAAAGAAGGUGAGGAAAGGGAAGAGUGACGGCAUGCCUCAAGUCAUCCCUCAACCCAGCUGUUCCACUCGGUUGCCCCAUGCAAGGCCUCUUUCCAUACCAAUAGUUUUGCCCCUGACCUCAGAGCUCAGGAGCCCCAGCCCAGAGGCCAUGGAGACGGGUCCGAUGCCUUUGGUUCGCAAAGACACCCCAGAUACUUCCUCGCACCUCAGCCACCUCGAUGUCAGCCCCUCUGAUAGCAUGGAGGCCCUCAGCAGCUCCCAAGAAGAAGAGAGACCAAUAUCUCCUUUCUACAUGAGUAACCACCUCUUCCCUGUUCACUGCAGACCAGAUGUGGUAAAUUUUCUGGACAGGACAAUACGUUCAACAGUGGAGCAGCACCUCUUUGAUGUGAACCCUUUAGAGGAUCAAAGUUCAGAGGACUGUGAGUCGACCCCAUGUCCGUCAUCACCAAGGGUGACGCCAACUGCACGACAGAGACGUCGACAUCAGAGAGAGCAGCAGGAGGAGGGCUUAAGACACAGAGAAAACAGAGCUGCAUCAGUCAGAGCAGACACCAACAAGGAGAACAUCCCGUCGAGCGGUGGUAGCAGCUCUGGCACCACGGGGGAGGACACGGGCAGCAGCGUGGACUCGCAGGGAGGCCAGGGUGGUCACGCUGAGCGAACCCCGAAACCCAGGAAGUCAAAACACAGUCCUACGCUGGUGCAGCUCACUGACAACCAGGACGCCCACGCAUUAAAGGAGAGUGUUGGUGUGUCGGUAACAUAUGAGAGACCUGGAACAAACCACAUGGAGACAUUAAAGAAAGGGAAUGACUCUUCAAGAAAAGAAGACCCUCCUUCUCCUCCACAGACGCUAAGGAUGAAGAUCCAGGAGUCGCCCGUCACUUGUGACACGGGGAGGGUCGGCGGCGGAGGAGGAGUAGAGGUGCGAGGCUCGGACCCGGACUGCGAAAAGACGAGCUGCGAGGACGUCCCCCGGCUGGACCUGACAGCACUGACUGAGGACAACAACUGGGGAGAACCAGUACCGGCGUACUCGUCACUGCAGAGGGAGAGUAUGGACCGUGAGGAGGCUCGACUGUCCCCCCAUGCCGGAGGACGCCUGAUUCGCCAGCUAGUGGAGGAGGACAGCGACCCGAUGGUGUCCCCUCGUUUUUACGCCUACGGACAGUGCCAGCAGUACCUGGACGACACUGAAGUGCCUCCGUCGCCGCCAAACGCGCACUCAUUCGUCAGUCGCAGGAGGAGUUCAUCUCUCGGCUCCUGUGACGACGAGAAAGAGGAGCUGACAUCCGCCCAGCUCACUAAGAGGAUUCAUGUACUGAAGAAAAAGAUCCACAAGUUUGAGGAGAGGUUUGAAGAGGAGCGUAAAUACAGGCCAUCUCACAGCGAUAAAGUUGCAAACCCAGAAGUGCUGAGAUGGGUGAAUGAACUGGCCAAGCUUCGCAAAGACCUAAAAGAACACAAGCUGAUGAAGUCUGAGGAGGACCUGCCACCUCUGACCCGCCAGCGCAGCAACACGCUGCCCAAAAGCUUCGGCUCUCAGCUGGAGAAGAAACCACAGCAGGAGAAGGUGCAGAAGCCACCGGUGGAGAGCACACUGGAGACAAUUUUGAAGAAGCUGCAGGAGAAGAGGGAGGAGGUGAACCGCCCCGAGGAUAUCAAGGAUAUGACACGGGAGCAGAUCGGAGCAGAGAAAGUCGCCCUGCAGAAAGCUCUCCUCUACUACGAGAGCAUACACGGUCGACCAGUGACCAAGAGCGAGAGGCAGAUCAUGAAACCUCUGUACGACAGAUACCGGCUGGUCAAGCAGAUCCUGUGCAGAGCCUCCACCAUCCCCGUCAUUGGCUCUCCCUCCAGCAAGCGCAGAGGUCCCCUCCUUCAGCCCAUUAUCGAGGGCGAAACCUCACUCUUCUUCGAUGAUAUCAAGGAGGAAGAGGACGGCUCAGAGGACGAGGGAGACUCAAAGACCCAGUUCACCGUGACCGUACGGCCCGACCUCAGCGUGCUCAGCUUCCUGGACCACAUGGACGAGGAAGCGGACGGUUUCAUUUCACCAGUGGACGAACUUUCACCCUCAAAGAACACCAUCGACAUGAGGCUGUCCAACCUGCACUCCGCCACCACGCAAGAACUUGUGGAGCAACUCCAAGAGACCAGAGAGGAGAAGAAGAGAAUCCGCAAGAACCUGAAAGAGUUUGAGGACCAGUUCUUUAGACAAAAUGGAAGAAACGUGCAGAAGGAGGACCGCUCCCCGUUGGCAGUGGAGUACAAUGAAUACAAGCACGUCAAAGCCAAGCUGCGGCUGCUGGAAGUCCUCAUCAGCAAAAGAGACUCGACUAAGUUCAUCUGAGAAAGAAAUAAAAACACAUAAAAGACUCUGAAAGAAGAACUGCUGCUUAGUCUCUAGAGAUACCAAACCUGUCACACGUCUCACCCGGUAGGAACUGAUGGUUUUCUUUCUUGUUGCCACUCAACGUUUUUUGGAGCUGAAGAAGCGGCUUUUCCUGUUAGUCGGUUCUGUCGAGCACAGCGGGAGAGAGGGUUUCCCCCUCCGGAGCCGCCGACCCACGACUUGAUUCAAAGCGACACAAACUCCCCUUCUUCACCUGAGAAGUUGGUUCCCAGCAGACUUCAUACAUAAGGACGUUUUCUCGAGACCGAGCGAGACGCACAUGAAUAACCUGAAUUCUUUAUCAGCAAAGGAUCACACUUGUAUCGCUAAUAAUUUAUUUCUAUCCUUUUGAACGUUUGUAUCAGAGCAGAAGAGUUUUUUUUUCUUUACUGUAGAAGUCUUAAAAAAAAAAAAACCUUGUACGUUUAAAAAAAAAAAAAA
Messenger RNA from Thunnus maccoyii (southern bluefin tuna), 4016 nucleotides. It is a transcript of the gene fam13a, whose product is annotated as family with sequence similarity 13 member A. Lineage: Eukaryota; Metazoa; Chordata; Actinopteri; Scombriformes; Scombridae. Gene Ontology annotation, biological process: signal transduction. The coding region runs from base 255 to 3533 and encodes 1092 amino acids. The transcript has 25 exons. The record is from RefSeq and is a predicted model, not a curated record.